Messenger RNA from Punctularia strigosozonata HHB-11173 SS5, 1005 nucleotides. Its product is annotated as mitochondrial carrier. Gene Ontology annotation, biological process: transmembrane transport. The transcript is spliced from 11 exons. Gene Ontology annotation, cellular component: peroxisomal membrane. NCBI's taxonomy places the organism in Eukaryota, Fungi, Basidiomycota, Agaricomycetes, Corticiales, Punctulariaceae. Gene Ontology annotation, molecular function: ADP transmembrane transporter activity; AMP transmembrane transporter activity; ATP transmembrane transporter activity. Bases 1 to 1005 code for a protein of 334 amino acids. The record is from RefSeq and is a predicted model, not a curated record.
AUGUCUGGCAAUUCCGAUUCCUUGAUCCACUCCGUUGCUGGUGCUGCAGGCGGAAUUAUAGCCAUGACAGUCACAUAUCCCCUUAUAUUUCUGUCGACCCGCGCGGCUGUCGAGACCAAGAAUGAACAGAAGGUCAUACUAGUUUACCUGGCAAUAUCCGACAUUGUCGAGCGCGAAGGUUUUCUCGGGCUAUACAAGGGUUUGAACUCCUCCCUUUUAGGUAUCGCUGUGACCAAUGGUGCUUAUUACUACUUCUAUGAACGCACACGGGCUAGCAUCCUCCGCGCCCGCGUGAGAGGGAAAGGGCUCAGUACGGUGGAAUCGAUGUUGGCAGGGCUGAUUGCCGGUUCUGCAACAUCCAUCAUCUCGAACCCAAUCUGGGUUGUACAAACUCAGCAAGCUGUUCAUGGCAUGCACGACGCCUCCAGCGCUUCACAACGACCAGCGAAGCGAAGCAUGGUGGAGACUGUAGAACAUAUACUGCGCAAAGAUGGCAUCGGUGCCUUCUGGCGUGGCAUAGGGCCUGCGUUGGUUCUUGUCAUCAACCCCGUCUUACAAUACACCGUUUUUGAACAGCUGAAGAACAUUUUGAUCAAGCGCCGUACCGCAGUUCUUCGGGCUGCUGGACAGACUGCGGCCGUAGCUAUCUUGACAGACUGGGAUUUUUUCUUCCUCGGUGCACUCUCAAAAUUAGUUGCCACCUCGGUAACGUAUCCAUACAUCGUUGUCAAGAGCAGGCUCCAAGCAGGCCAAGGAGAAGCGCUAAAAUACAAGUCAGCAAUCGAUGGCCUUCUCACUAUCGUGCGUAACGAGGGUGUGAGAGGUCUAUAUAAAGGAGUUGGUAGCAAGCUCCUCCAGAGCGUCUUGACUGCUGCCAUACUGUUCGCUGGACAGAGGAGGAUAUAUGAGAUCACGAAGAAGGUGCGUCGGUGUUUUUCGUAUGCUAUGCAGAUUGGCCCAUGUUAUAUGUUAUCACAGGCCGUGACUCCGGUGCUGUCGAAGUAA